Cyprinus carpio (common carp) is the source of this 2509-nucleotide messenger RNA. RefSeq names its product glutaminyl-peptide cyclotransferase-like. Lineage: Eukaryota; Metazoa; Chordata; Actinopteri; Cypriniformes; Cyprinidae. Gene Ontology annotation, molecular function: zinc ion binding; glutaminyl-peptide cyclotransferase activity. Bases 648 to 1847 code for a protein of 399 amino acids. The transcript is spliced from 7 exons. The record is from RefSeq and is a predicted model, not a curated record.
UCUGACAUCACCAUGGCGGAAGCGCAGUCAAAAGAGGCUGCUGCAGACGGUACACCCCCAUUACAAGCCUUAAUAAAAGAAGAAAUUAGAAAAGGACGCUCCGCUUUUGUUAGUUCGCCAUGCACUCGUGUUCUGCACAUCUAGCGACGCCAGAUGCGUCAACAGUGACGGGAGAGUAACGUUACUGAUCUCGGCGGCGACUGACUUUCUAGGGUAGAGUGGCUGAAGUCCAGCUCCAGUGUUGACAAGAGUUCAUUCAGUGCUCGCAUGAUUAAUAGACACGGCUUUGUGGCUGCAGACGGAAGGGCGCAAACUUUGUUCGCGCAUUUGUUUUGCUCUUGGAAGUUGCAGAGCUAUUAAAGACGUUCCUGUUGGUAUUUAAAUUCUUUAACAAGGUAAAAACGCUUUGUUUAAUGUGAAAUGUGACAUUUUGAACGGGAAAAGUAAUGUUAGUAGAGUAAAAGUCUCUGGUUAUUAAAUCAGUAUUUUAUACAGUACGGUGAUAUUAGCGAUAGCGGACAAAGCUGGCCGUUUAAAGUACUGACGUGUCCUUUGGCGCGCGGUCAGUGCCAAAUCUGGAGGCACACGCCUAUCGCGGUUCCCCCCAGCUUCUUUAACCGGGAGUCAGCCGUCAACGCCACGUCAGAAUGUCAAGAGCCGGCCGAAGAUCCAAAGCUUUGCACGGCAAUAACGGGCACGCGCUGGCAGGAUGCGACCCCCUGAGAGUGGCGCGCGUGCGCGUGCUGCUGCUGUGUCUCUGCGGCGCGCUCUCGCUGGCCAUGAUUCUGGCGCUGUAUCUGUCUGCAGAGCCCUCCAGCAGCCUACAGCAUCAUGCUGCACAUCUCAUCAGGGACAGGAAUGCUCAUAAGCCAAAUAAACACUCUGUGGCACAAAUAAAGAAGUUUGCAGCACAGGUGGACGGGCAUCGGCUCUGGGAGACUCACCUGCGGCCCCUGCUAAUCGAACGAGUGCCCGGGACUGCAGGCAGUCAGACCGUACGGCAGUUCUCUCACUUCUUCCAACUACAGCAUAUCUUGUCCCAGCUGGGUUCACUGUCAGCAGGAUGGACGCUGGAAGAGAAUUCCUUCGUUUCAUCCACCCCGAAGGGUAAAGUGACCUUCACCAAUGUGCUAGCAGUUCUGGACCCCACGGCUCCUCGCAGGCUGCUUCUAGCAUGCCACCAUGACUCAAAGAUCUUACCCGCAGACCCUAAAAACCCCAAGCGGGUGUUUGUGGGUGCCAGUGAUUCAGCCAUACCCUGUGCUAUGAUCUUGGAGCUGGCCACUGCUCUGGACACACAGCUUAAAGCUCUAAAACUGCAGAGGUCUGCUGUUACAUUGCAGUUGGUGUUUUUUGAUGGAGAGGAGGCAUUUGAGGAAUGGACAGAAACAGACUCUCUCUACGGUUCUCGUCAUCUGGCUGAACUUAUGGCCCGUACUCCCCACCCUUCUGGAUCCACCACAACCACUCUUCUCCAGGCAGUGGAUCUGUUAGUUCUGCUGGACCUGCUUGGUGGGCCAGAACCAUUGAUUGUCAAUCACUUUGAUAACACAGCCAGAUGGUUCGACCGGCUGAUCACUGCAGAGAAGAGACUCCACAAACAGGGUUUGUUGACAUCUCACCUAUCAGAACAGAGUUACUUCAGGAAAGAUUUUUAUCUUGGUCCCGUGCAGGAUGAUCACAUUCCAUUUUUAAACAGAGGUGUACCUGUGCUUCACUUGAUCCCCACACCAUUUCCUGUGUUCUGGCACACACUGGAUGAUGCGGAGGAGAGGAUGCACAGGCCCACAGUGGAAAACCUAACUAGAAUCCUGGCCAUCUUCGUGGCUGAGUACCUGAGCCUCUAAACAUGCUAUAACGACCAUCCUACAGCAGACGAUCACAGCACAUGGCCAUGUGUUCAGUGCAGUUGAAUGUGUGAUGUAGGAGCUGAUGAUAAUAAUAAUAAUAACAGAGCCAUAGAUCAGAAUAACCAAAGAAACACACAGCAUAAUGAUGUGUUUAUUUGGAAUGUGAAUGGUACAUGCUGAAGAUAUUCAUAUAUUUUUCUGCUGAAAAGAGCCAUAUGUCAUAAUAGGACAAACGUUAUGGCAGCUGUAUGAGCCCUAAUGUCAUGCUUAUUAAAGAGACUGUUAAUUUUGUGGUAAAACUUCAAAUUUGACUUUGAAGUGGAACUCAGAGGGAUUUUUGUUUAAUGAUUACAUUCAUUUAGUUCAUUAUUCAUCAUUUGCACAGUAUGUGCUGAUGAACUGCAUUUUAAAUGCCGUUGCAUUCAACCUGUGUUCUGGAAAGGUAGUGGUGGUGCACUUUACAAGAAGGUCAGUAUGCAAGACACUGAGAGACAAUUGUUUUAAGAAUCUGUGAGUAGCAUUUCAUGUGACCUGAGAGAGAUCGGUUUUAAUUUUUAAUUUUUUUUUACAUUCCUCAGUCAUUGAGCUGUUACCAUUAUGAACCAAAAGACCAUGUCAAGGGUCUAAUGGAUAUUCAUAAUAAACUUAAGGAAACUGGA